Messenger RNA from Glycine soja, 2512 nucleotides. RefSeq names its product receptor-like protein 9DC3. Gene Ontology annotation, molecular function: protein binding. The transcript is spliced from 2 exons. Lineage: Eukaryota; Viridiplantae; Streptophyta; Magnoliopsida; Fabales; Fabaceae. The coding region runs from base 25 to 2484 and encodes 819 amino acids. The record is from RefSeq and is a predicted model, not a curated record.
UGCUGGCUUCUACUCCCAUACUUCAUGUUAGCUUCUUCUUCUUCUUCCUCUUUCUGCAACCACCAUGACACCUCUGCCUUACUACUUUUCAAAAACUCACUCAACACUCCUUUCAAACUAGAAACCUUGAAAAAGCACACAGAUUGUUCUGAGUGGGAUGGGGUCACGUGCGACACCAUCUCAGGCCAUGUCAUCGGUCUUGACCUUAGCUUCUGUAAUCUUCAAGGUCAGCUCCAUCCCAACUGCACCAUAUUCAGCCUAAGCCACCUUCAACGACUCAACCUAGCCAAAAAUGAAUUUUUUGGUGACAUUCCCUCCAUAAUCUCUUGCUUGUCCAAAUUACUAUUCCUUGAUCUUAGUAGCAACUACGACUCCAGGAGAAUGAGAGUUGAUCCAUACACAUGGAACAAACUCAUUCAAAACGCAACUAAUUUAAGAGAGCUUUAUUUAGAUGACGUGGACAUGUCUUCAAUCGGAGUCAGCUCUUUGUCAUUGCUAACCAAUCUAUCUUCCUCUCUCAUCUCUCUUAGUCUUGUAUCCACCGAAUUGCAAGGGAAUCUAUGGAGUCACAUCCUCUCUUUACCCAAUCUUCAAAUGCUAGAUUUGAGUUUUAAUAAAGACCUUGGAGGUGAACUUCCAAAGUCCAACUGGAGUACUCCACUAAGCAACUUGGCUCUCUCUCAUACUGCUUUCUCGGGAAACAUUCCAGAUUCCAUUGGCCAUUUGAAAUCUCUUAACACACUAUAUCUAUGGGGUUGCAAUUUUGAUGGACUGGUUCCCACAUCAUUGUUUAAUCUCACUCAACUCUCAGAGUUGGAUCUUAGCAACAACCUCCUCACGGGGUCAAUUGGUGAAUUCUCAUCUUAUUCUUUGGAAUACUUGUCAAUCUCUAAUAACAAACUGCAAGGUAAUUUUCCCAAUUCAAUAUUUGAACUCCAAAAUCUUACUGGUUUGAGUUUGUCAUCAACUGACUUGAGUGGUCAUCUGGACUUUCAUCAAUUUUCAAAAUUCAAAAAUCUAUUUUACCUCGAUCUUUCUCACAAUAAUUUUCUCUCUAUUAACUUUGAUAGUACCGCUGACUACAUCUUACCCAACCUUCAAUCCUUAUAUUUAUCUUCCUGUAAUAUUAAUAGUUUCCCUAAAUUCUUAGCACCACUUGAAUUAUUGUCGAAUCUAGAUCUUUCUCAUAACAACAUUCGUGGAAGCAUUCCCCAGUCGUUUCAUGAGAAGCUCUUACACUCCUGGAAUUAUACAAUUGCUCAUAUUGAUCUCAGUUUCAACAAGUUGCAAGGAGAUCUCCCAAUUCCACCCAAUGGAAUUGAAUACUUUUUAGUCUCAAAUGAUGAGCUGACCGGGAACAUUCCUUCAGCAAUGUGCAAUGCAAGCACCCUCAAUAUACUCAACUUGGCUCAUAACAACUUGACCGGCCAAAUUCCACAAUGUCUGUCAACAUUUCCUUAUCUUUCAGCAUUGGAUUUGCAAAUGAACAACCUUUAUGGAAACAUACCUUGGAACUUUUCUAAGGGAAAUGCAUUUGAGACUAUAAAGUUGAAUGGCAACCAAUUCGAUGGACCAUUACCACGGUCUUUGGCCCACUGCACAAAUUUGGAAGUUUUGGACCUGACAGGCAAUAACAUAGAGGAUACAUUUCCCCAUUGGCUAGAAAGCCUCCAGGAGUUACAGGUAUUCAGUUUGCGAUCAAAUAAGUUUCAUGGUGUCAUCACAUCUUUCGGUGCCAAGUAUCCAUUUCCCAGGCUGAGAAUUUUUUAUGUCUCAAAUAACAAUUUUAGUGGGCCCUUGCCAGCUUCAUACAUCAAGAACUUUCAAGGAAUGGUGAGUGUGAAUGACAACCAAACUGGUUUGAAAUAUAUGGGUAACCAAAAUUUAUAUAAUGAUUCAGUAGUGGUUGUAAUGAAAGGUAGAUACAUGGAGCUCGAGAGGAUAUUAAGUAUUUUUACAACUAUUGAUUUAUCAAAUAAUAUGUUUGAAGGAGAACUUCCAAAAGUCAUUGGAGAAUUGCAUUCUCUCAAAGGACUUAACCUUUCGCACAAUGCAAUCACUGGUACCAUUCCAGGAUCCUUUGGUAAUUUAAGAAAUUUGGAAUGGUUGGACCUCUCGUGGAACCAGUUGAAAGGAGAGAUUCCUGUGGCUUUGAUCAAUUUGAAUUUUCUGGCAGUGUUGAACCUUUCACAAAACCACUUUGAGGGAAUCAUACCUACAGGUGGACAAUUUAACACGUUUGAAAAUGAUUCUUAUGCUGGAAAUCAAAUGCUAUGUGGAUUUCCUUUGUCAAAAUCCUGCAAUAAGGAUGAAGAUUGGCCACCAUAUUCAACAUUUCACCAUGAAGAAUCAGGAUUUGGCUGGAAAGCUGUAGCAGUGGGAUAUUCAUGUGGGUUGCUAUUUGGAAUGCUUUUGGGAUAUAAUGUUUUCAUGACUGGGAAACCACAAUGGCUCGCGAGACUUGUUGAAGGUUUGCUUAAUUAAUGAAGAGUGAAAAGGACAAUUCAUAGGG